UCUCCUCUUUCUCGAUUCCCUCAGAUUUCGAUUGGCAUCCUCUAUAAAAACCCCACGAGAAGUUGGAGCUGGACCAUAUCAGAUUUGGCGUUUGCAACAUUGUGUUUAGAGAAAGGAGAGAGAAGGCAAACACGCCCGUUUUCGUUUUACUAAGAGAAGAUGGUGAGCGUUGUGGCUGGUAGAGUCGAGAGCUUGUCGAGCAGUGGCAUUCAGUCGAUCCCGCAGGAGUAUGUGAGGCCGAAGGAGGAGCUCACAAGCAUUGGCGACAUCUUCGAGGAGGAGAAGAAGCAUGAGGGCCCUCAGGUCCCAACCAUCGACCUCGAGGACAUAGCGUCUAAAGACCCCGUGGUGAGGGAGAGGUGCCACGAGGAGCUCAGGAAGGCUGCCACCGACUGGGGCGUCAUGCACCUCGUCAACCAUGGGAUCCCCAACGACCUGAUUGAGCGUGUCAAGAAGGCUGGCGAGGUGUUCUUCAACCUCCCGAUCGAGGAGAAGGAGAAGCAUGCCAACGACCAGGGCGCCGGGAAGAUCCAGGGCUACGGGAGCAAGCUUGCAAACAAUGCCAGCGGGCAGCUCGAGUGGGAGGACUACUUCUUCCACCUCGUUUACCCUGAGGACAAGCGUGACUUGUCCAUCUGGCCCAAGCACCCGAGCGAUUACACAGCUGCGACGAGCGAGUACGCCAAGCUGCUGAGACAGCUCGCGACCAAGAUCCUGUCAGCACUCUCAAUCAGUCUAGGACUCGAAGAAGGGAGGUUGGAGAAGGAAGUCGGCGGGGUUGAGGAAAUGCUGCUCCAGAUGAAGAUCAACUACUACCCGAAAUGCCCCCAACCAGAGCUAGCCCUAGGAGUCGAGGCUCACACGGAUGUGAGUGCCCUGACUUUUAUCCUCCACAACAUGGUCCCUGGACUUCAGCUCUUCUACGAGGGCAAGUGGGUCACGGCCAAAUGUGUCCCCAACUCCAUCAUCAUGCACAUUGGGGACACCAUUGAGAUCCUGAGCAAUCGCAAGUACAAGAGCAUCCUCCACCGCGGGCUGGUCAACAAGGAGAAGGUGAGGAUCUCGUGGGCCGUCUUCUGCGAGCCUCCAAAGGAGAAGAUCAUCCUCAAGCCGCUGCCUGAGAUGGUGACUGAGGCAGAGCCUGCGCUGUUCCCUCCCCGCACAUUUGCUCAGCACAUCGAGCACAAGCUCUUCAGGAAGAACCAGGCCGCAUCGAAAUGAUCGGCAUUUGUUGGGCUCGUAAUGAUUUAGCUGCACUAGCUCGAAAGAAAACUUUUUUUAAGGUGUCUGUGAGUUGAUUAAAUGUGUUAUGUGUCACUGUAGCAGGUGGGGGCUGAUCUGGUCUUCUGACCUGAUUGUGUUAAAUAAGAUUCAUGCUAUCUCAUCUGUUUUUAGUACCACCUUGUCAACUAUGGAAAAUAAAAGGAUUACCUUCCAUCA
This is a messenger RNA of Eucalyptus grandis, 1440 nucleotides long. Its product is annotated as anthocyanin synthase. The record is from RefSeq and is a predicted model, not a curated record. The transcript is spliced from 2 exons. NCBI's taxonomy places the organism in Eukaryota, Viridiplantae, Streptophyta, Magnoliopsida, Myrtales, Myrtaceae. Bases 160 to 1221 code for a protein of 353 amino acids.